AAAAUCUGAUCGGCUGUCAAGGAGUGAGUUAGGGCCUACGUCAGCUGGUAGGAUACCUUGGACACCGUUUGCAUGAUGACUAUUUUCUUGUCCAAAAACUAAGACCCGGAAAAGAAGACUGUAUACUAUUAAGUAUGAACUAUCUACUAUUGGCAGCACUUCUUUGACAGCGACAAGCCGAAUGCGGCUCUGGUAGGAAAGAUAGCGGUAACGACAACAACGACUGAAAGUUGGCACGUUUUUUCAGGAAAUUUGGCUUAUGAAAAGCAUAAUUACGACUGAUUACAAUGGAUUUAGUACAAGCAAAGACAACUUUCUUAAACAUGAUGGGCCAAUUGAAUGUUAGCGAUCGAUAUGAACUCCUACAAUGGGCGAAAGGACUUGCAGAGAGCCCUGAAGUCGCUGGUUUGGCAGCAGGAACCCUCACAAAUGAAGAUGUAGUUCUAGAGUCAAUUAAAGAAGACUUGCGUCUGACGUUGCCAACAAAUGCUCUUUCACCAGCCGAGAACAUCCUGUGUCCUACUGUUGGUGUGAAUUCAGACUGUCACCCAGCCACAACUGUUCACAUUGAUGCCUUUCUGUAUGAUGAAGAUGCAAUUGACAAUCUCUGUGAUGAGGGAAAGAUAAGCAGGAAUUUUUGUAAAAGAUGUGGCUCCCAUGAAACAGCUCCUUUGACAUUUAUUUCCCAUUCAAUGUCCAGUACACAGUUGAAGUAUAUAUUCCGAUAUGCGAUUCCUGAUCUUAGUGGUAAAACAGUGGUAGAUGUUGGAUCACGGUUAGGAUGUGUCUUAUAUGCUGCCUAUGGAUACAGUUCUGCUGCAAAAGUGAUCGGUAUUGAAAUGAACAGCCAUUUUUGUGGAAUCCAACAGACUGUAGUCGCCAAAUAUGGCAUGCAGGACCGAGUGAUGGUGAUAUGUGCUGAUGUGUGUACACAACAGGAUGUCUUAGCCAUUGCUGAUGUGGUUAUCCUCCAUAAUGUGUUUGAAUUUUUUGUGCCAUUGCAAGAUCAAGCUAAGAUUUGGAAUUUUCUUCAUCGAUCUAUUAGAAAAUCGGGAACCAUAUUGGUUGUUACUCCAGGAUUAGAAGAGUCGCAACAAUAUAUCGAAGUGGACUUCGAUCAUCGCACAUGGGUGAAACCAGUUCAGGAUGAAGGAGUAAUUAUCAGGGCCAACACUAGACUUUUUGGCUCCAAAGACAGUAAUGACAGUGACCUUGGGAAUAUACACUUUUACCAAGUGAUUUAACAAGGAAUAUCCUGAUGUGACAUUUGCCAUUAUCACGGAAAUCUGAUUCACAUUUGUGCAUUUAGUUUCAUUGUGUUCAUUGAUAAUGCUCUUUCUCUCCAAGUUACUUAACUUGACUUCCUGAUUUCUCAAGUGUCUUCCGUUGUAUAGUCUACAGUCAUUUCUGGAAAUUAUAAUCAAAAUAUUUGCCGUCAGUUCUUGUUCUUGAGUGGUUGAAUCACCUGUAGAUAUUGAUAAUAUGAAUGCUGUUAAAACUGCCUGGUUACUUUUAUACCUGAGUACUGUUGUACAUUGUUAGUAUGGAGUUGUUCCUUUUGACAUUCAUGUAGAGAUUGAUGGAAGAUUGGGAAAAGCUGAAGCUGAUUAACCAAGGUUUAUAAUAUAAUGUAAAUGAAUAUGCUGUACUAUUGUACGAAAUAAAA
Molecule: messenger RNA, 1666 nt
Organism: Lineus longissimus
Lineage: Eukaryota; Metazoa; Nemertea; Pilidiophora; Heteronemertea; Lineidae
Exons: 8
Coding region: 288-1244 (318 amino acids)
Molecular function (GO): methyltransferase activity
Source: RefSeq, a predicted model, not a curated record